Molecule: messenger RNA, 3926 nt
Organism: Capsicum annuum
Lineage: Eukaryota; Viridiplantae; Streptophyta; Magnoliopsida; Solanales; Solanaceae
Product: ubiquitin carboxyl-terminal hydrolase 23
Exons: 10
Coding region: 836-3628 (930 amino acids)
Biological process (GO): protein deubiquitination
Cellular component (GO): cytosol; nucleus
Molecular function (GO): cysteine-type deubiquitinase activity; cysteine-type endopeptidase activity
Source: RefSeq, a predicted model, not a curated record
AACGCGGUACACGAUAAACACAGACACAUUAGUACUAUAUUUGUUUCAAGCUCGUAGGGUUUUAACUUCCUCUUUUUAGCUCCUCUCUUUCUCUCUUCUAAGCCGAAAUACUCAAACCCCUCUUCUCUUUUUCACAUUUGUUCAGUAAAUUUUUCUGAAAAACCCAAUUUGUUAGUGUAUUUUUGGUACAAAAUAGGUAGAAAAUUAUUGAGUAAUCUUGAAAUUGCUUCAAUUUUGAUAUUGAGUCGAAAAAUAUAACCCCCUUUUCUCGGUUUUCAUAUUUGUUCAGUGAAUUUCUUCUGGAAAACCCAAUUUGUUAGUGCAUUUUAGUACAAAAAAGGGAGAAGAUUAUUGAGUGAUCUUGAAAUUGCUUCAGAUUUUGAUAUUGACUCGGAAAUCAAACCCCUUUUCUUUUUUCUGGUAUUUGUUCAGUGAAUUUUUGCUGGAAAUUCCAAAGUUUUUCAGUAAAUUUUUACUGAGAGAUCUAAAUUUUUUAGUGAUUUUUUGCUGAAAAAUCGAAGUUGUUAGUGUAUUUUUGGUUGGGAAAGUGAUAAAAUAGUUAAAAGUAAUUUUGAAAAAGGUUUGGAAUUUGAUAUCGAAGUUGAAAAUCCAAACCCCUUUUGCUCCUUUUUCAUAUUUGAUUAGUGAAAAAGCCCAAUUUGAUUGAUACAUUUGUAGUAGAAAAAAGGGUUAGAUUUUGAUAUUUUAGUCGAAAGUUCAAACCCAUUUUCUCCUUUUUGAUAUUUGUAGUGGAAAAAAGGGAGAAAAUAUUUAAGUAAUUUUGAAAAAGUUUUGAUUUUGAUACAUUUAUGUGGAGAGUGUAAGUAGGAUUUUAAUGGGUGAAGCUGCAAUUGAUAGAAUGGAGGAGAAUUUGGGGAGAGAAUUUGAGGAUAAUUCAUCGUCAUCAUUGUUUCAUAGGAAGAUUGAGUUUCAUUUAGCGAGGAAGCCGUAUAAUGGUUUUAUAAGUGGGAAGAACAAUGGUGGGUUUCAGCUUGAAACACUGAACCCGAAUACGGAGACUAGGAGAGAAAAUGGGACAGUUGUAGGUGUUGGGAAAAAGGGUGGCAAUGGCGGUGAUGGGGCGAUGAUUGAGAGUAGUGGGAUGGAUCCGGAAGUGAGCUUUGGCAUUGCUUUCAGAAAGAUCAUGAGAAUUGGAGCCGGCUUGCAGAAUCUUGGGAAUACCUGCUUCCUCAAUUCAGUAUUACAGUGUCUGACAUACACUGAGCCAUUAGCAGCAUAUUUGGAAAGUGGGAAACAUCAAAGUUCCUGUCGUAUGGCUGGUUUUUGUGUUUUGUGCGCCAUCCAAAAGCACGUGAGUCGUGCUUUGCAGGCAACUGGGAAAAUACUGGCGCCCAAGGAUCUUGUGUCAAACUUGCGAUGCAUAUCCCGGAAUUUUCGAAAUGCGAGACAGGAGGAUGCACAUGAAUACAUGGUGAAUCUGCUUGAGUCGAUGCAUAAAUGUUGCUUACCUUCAGGAGUGCCAAGUGAAUCCCCCAGUGCUUAUGAGAAAAGUUUGGUUCAUAAGAUAUUUGGUGGGCGUCUUCGCAGUCAGGUGCAGUGCAUGCAGUGUAAAUUUUGCUCUGACAAGUUUGAUCCAUUUCUGGAUUUAAGUCUAGAAAUCUUAAAGGCAGAUUCACUAUACAAGGCACUUGGCCAUUUCACUGCCGGAGAGUUAUUAGAUGGUGGUCAGAGGCAGUACCAGUGUCAGCAGUGCAAACAAAAAGUGAAGGCUACCAAACGGUUAACAAUUGACAAGGCACCUCAUGUCCUAACCAUCCAUUUGAAGAGAUUCGGUUCGCAUGUCCCUGGGCAAAAGAUUAAUAAGAAUAUCCACUAUGGGUCUACUUUAGACUUGAAGCAUUUCGUAUCUGAUACAUAUGGUGGUGAAAUGAAGUACACUCUCUAUGGUGUGCUGGUUCAUGCCGGUUGGAGCACCCAUUCUGGUCAUUAUUAUUGCUUUGUUCGCACUUCAAGUGGAAAUUGGUACUCCCUCGAUGACAAUCAGGUGGUUCAAGUGAGUGAGAGAAAGGUGUUGGAGCAGAAGGCAUACAUGUUGUUCUAUGUUCGGGAUAAGAAAUCUCCUGUGCCUAAGAAGUCGGUAGAUGUUGCCCGCAAUGAUAAUGUGAUUACUAAUGGCUUAGGAAAUAAAAUGUAUUCUAAUAACAGCCAGAGAUUUAAGGAUACUGCAGAAAAUGGGUUUCAUGUGAAGAAUGUGGAUCCCUUAUCUGGCGCCAAAGAUCAAAGGGAGACAUUAAGUGCCGAAGUUUCAAAGGGAACUUCAAUAAAGGAUCCGGCACUCGCAAAGGUUAAUGGUGCAAUAGUUAGUGGAUCGUCUUCUCUUGGAGGGGCUAUACAGCCAGAAACUUUGUUGAAAGUUCCAGAAACAGGUGACGGAGUAAAGGAUCUUUCUGUUGUAGAAGCAAGCGAUGGACCAUCCUCGACUAAAGCUAAUCCAGAUGUUCCAGUCUCCAAUGGAAUUCAUAGACUUGAUAAUGAGGGGAAACAAAGAUGCGAAAACUCUACCCCACCACCUGAUAAUGGUGAUGUAAUCGUCAAAGAUCUGACUUGUUCUGCUGCAAUACCAUUUGGCUCUAGCAUCGUAAAAAAUGUCCAAGAUGCAAGUACUCCUGAAAAGCCAUUGAACGUAGAUCUCCACAAACAAGUGGAAUGCAGCAAGGCAGACACCAACUCGCGAGUGGUAAAAGACAUCUCCAAUGGUGGUUUAGGUGUAUCGGCUGUUGAAGUUAAUAAUGAUGUUGGACAGAGAAAACCAGGUGCUGAAACAGUUGAAGUAGUGAACCAACCAGCUGUGACUAGCUCGACAGAAAAGGAAGCUAUUGGCAAGACAUGCUUGAAAGCCAAAAAGAAGUCUUUCAAGAGCCGUGUCGCUAAGAUGCAUCUCAGUUUUAUGAUCUUAGAUCCGGUCUUGGGACUGAAAAGAAAGAAAAAACCCAAACGAAUGAAACAUGAAAGUGGAAAGAGAAAGCGUAGCAAUCCCAGUUCCUUGGAUGAGCGUAAUGUCUCCUCUGAUCUUGGGCCAUCUACAUCCAAGCUAUCCCAUACUUUGAUAUCUUCUUCAAAAUGUUCUCAAAGAAAGAAGUCAAAAGUUGGUUCCGAUGAGAAAGUUUCCAGAUUAGAUACGAAAACUGCCGGACACAAUGUAAGUCUGCUGAGGAAUACAGUUGAUGAUGCAAGGAUUGUGAACAACGGCACUGUUUUAGCAAAUGAUAAGCAACCACAAAAAAGUUCUAGCUUGACGUCAGUAGGAAAUCAAGGUGGUGACAAUAGACGGUCCACGGAUGCUAAAGAGACUAAAGUAGUUGCAACACAGAAAGGUCUGUUGGAUAUGCUUACCAGAGGUUUGGAGUCGCGCAUUGCUCGUUGGGAUGACGUGGAAGGUCCUUCCUUGAAUGGUGUAGAAGCACAGAAUGGAAAUUGUGUCACCAUCGGGUAUAUUGGGGAUGAGUGGGAUGAGGAAUACGACAGAGGUAAGAGGAAGAAGGUUAGGAGCUCCAAAAUUGAAUUUGGCGGACCAAACCUUUUCCAAGAAAUCGCAAGCAAAAAGGCAAAGGUAAAGAAAGCGAGGCUAGAGCGCUCAAGCUCAGCAAACCAGCCGUUCAGGAUAUAAUAAUGAACCCGAGAGGAGACAUAUUUUUGACUUUUAACCUAUCGAGAUACUCAACCCGAUGAGAUGACAGCGGUCUGCAUUGCUUUGGCUGCUAAGCUUAUUUUUAAGCCUACUAUUUGAAUAGGCUUUGAGCAAGUAAUGUGUAUCUUUUCUCUGUAUCUGUUUUUUUUCUGUUGCAAGUGAUUUGCCUCAGUUUUGGCUAUGUGAGGUUUAAUGUUUGUGGACAUUGGAUCAUGACUCAUGACAUUAAAUGACUUAACAUUUGUGUUUGAAAAUGUUUCACUUUCUGUUUUGUCCA